Molecule: messenger RNA, 1056 nt
Organism: Juglans regia (Persian walnut)
Lineage: Eukaryota; Viridiplantae; Streptophyta; Magnoliopsida; Fagales; Juglandaceae
Exons: 2
Coding region: 1-1056 (351 amino acids)
Source: RefSeq, a predicted model, not a curated record
AUGACCAUUGACAGACAGGUAGUUGCUCCUACACUUGAAGAUGUAACAGAGACUGAUGAAGUUGAAAAAGAACUAGAGGUAGUGAGACCAGAGCUGAAGAAGCCUGUGAGUGCAGAUGUUGAAACUAGUAGGGGUUACCAACCUGUGGUUCCCUAUCCUCAGAGAUUGGCAGCUAGCCAAAAGAAUAAAUACCACACUGAGAUUCAGGAGAUUUUCAAGCAAGUAAAGAUUAAUAUUCCACUCUUGGAUGCCAUACAACAAGUUCCUUCGUAUGCAAAUUUUUUGAAGGACUUGUGUACAGUGAAGAGGAAGCUGAAUGUAAAGAAGAAAGCUUUCCUAACGGAGCAAGUCAACGCAUUGAUAUUGAGCGAGACUCCUCAGAAGUUUGGAAAUCCCUACUCUCCCCACAUUUUCAUUAUGAUCGUCAAGGUGCCGAGGGGUAUUGUUGAGAAUGUGCUGGUCCAGGUGGAAAAAUUUUACUACCCAGUGGAUUUUGUAGUUCUUGAUAUGCAGCAGCCAGCCACUACUAUUUACCAGGCGCCUGUCAUCCUUGGGUGCCCAUUCCUUCCUACCUCCAAUGCACUAAUAAAUUGUCGAAGUGGAGUGCUGAAACUCACAUUCGGGAAUAUGACAUUGGAAAUGAAUGUGUUCAAUACUUGCAAGAUGCAUGGUGAUUGCGAUGAAUCAGAGGUGCAUGCUGUUAAAGUGAUUUCAAAACUUGAAGAAAUAAAGAAAGAGGCCUACGAUAAUUCCCGCUUGGCGAAGGAGCAAAUGAAGGCCUUGCAUGACAAGAAGAUCCAUGACAAACAGCUUGUCCCUGACCAGAAAGUGUUCAUUUACAAUUCAAGACUGCAUCUUUUUCCUAGGAAGCCGAAAUCUCGAUGGAAGGGGCCGUACGUUGUAAAGAAGGUUUAUCCUCAUGGGGCGGUAAACAUUGCAAAUCUGAAGAAUGGAAAUUGCUUCACUGUUAAUGGACAAUGUCUAAAACCGUUUCUAAAGGUCUUUAAUCCAUACGAAGAGAUCUGGCUUGUGCUAGAUUCCAGGGAAGUGUUUUGA